AUGGUCAAUGCCAAAGCAAAUUGUUGUCCAUGGCAGGGUUUGUAUUCAUCUACGCCACUCAAACCUGUGUUGUUUAUUAUGCCUCUUCUUCUGGUCGCGGCCUUCAUUUCUGUGUUGGGUCCAAACGCCUCCCUCUGGGAUGCUACCGAACCUCUCCUAUUCAGCUCUGUUAAUCCUUCUCCUCCUCAGAAACUGACAGAAGUAGUUGUGGAUAGAAGCUCAAGCGAGGUGGUCAACGUCGACGCUAUCAGUAACAGUAAGGACAAUGAGACUGCUGCGCCCAAUCAUUCCUCUAUGCCUCCACUUUCUUUUGUUCCACCGCUUCAACAAUCUCAGAACGGAACUGAAGAAAUCCUCAGCGUCGCCGAACCCAGGCCCAUCUCAGCGCCUUUGAAUGAGUCGUAUGUUCCUGUCAUGACGAGACACAGCAAGCCACAAAAGUACAGCCUCCUAGAUAGGACAGAAGCUGGCCUCCUCAAAGCUAGAUCUGCAAUUAGAAGAGCCAGAAAUGGGAAUCAGACACGAGAUCCAGACUAUGUCCCAAUAGGUCCAAUGUAUCAUAAUGCCAAUGCAUUUCACAGGAGCUACUUGGAAAUGGAGAAACGGUUCAAAGUAUUUGUGUACGACGAAGGGGAGCCUCCAGUUUUCCAUAAUGGACCUUGCAAGAGCAUAUACUCAAUGGAGGGGAAUUUUAUUCAUGCAAUCGAGGUGAAUGACCAAUUCCGAACAAGAGACCCUCAGAAAGCACACGUUUUCUUCCUUCCUUAUAGUGUAACAAUGUUGGUGCGGUUCAUCUAUGUUAGCGACUCUCAUGAUUUUGGACCCAUAAAAAAGACCGUCACAGAUUAUGUCAAUAUCAUUGCCUCGAGAUACCCUUAUUGGAACAGAAGCCUAGGAGCUGAUCACUUCACACUUGCCUGCCAUGACUGGGGGCCGGAGACUUCAUUUUCCAUUCCUUACUUGCACAAAAACUCAAUUCGAGCACUAUGCAAUGCCAACACUUCCGAGGGAUUCAACCCGGCGAAGGAUGUAUCGAUUCCAGAAAUUAACCUUCAGACGGGUUCGCUAAAUGGUUUCAUCGGAGGGCCGUCUGCAUCUAGGCGUCCGAUUCUGGCAUUCUUCGCUGGAGGGGUUCACGGUCCAGUCAGGCCUGUUCUUCUGGAGCAUUGGGAAAACAAGGACGAGGAUAUUAAGGUUCACAGGUACCUUCCACGUGGCGUAUCGUACUACGAGAUGCUGAGAAGGAGCAAAUACUGCCUCUGUCCAAGUGGGUACGAGGUUGCGAGCCCCAGAGUGCCGGAGGCAAUCUACACGGGGUGCGUGCCGGUGCUUAUUUCAGACCAUUACGUGCCUCCGUUCAGCGAUGUUUUGAACUGGAAAUCCUUCUCUGUGGAGGUUUCGGUGAAGGAGAUUCCCAACUUGAAGAAUAUACUGAUGAGUAUUUCUUCGAGGCAGUACAUCCGAAUGCAGAGAAGAGUGGGGCAAAUUAGGAGGCAUUUUGAAGUGCAUCAUCCUCCCAAGCGAUUUGAUGUGUUUCAUAUGGCCCUUCAUUCUGUAUGGCUCAGGAGAUUGAACAUUAGAGUUCGCCAUGAUCAAUAG
Prosopis cineraria is the source of this 1599-nucleotide messenger RNA. RefSeq names its product probable glycosyltransferase At5g03795. The transcript is spliced from 4 exons. Bases 1 to 1599 code for a protein of 532 amino acids. Lineage: Eukaryota; Viridiplantae; Streptophyta; Magnoliopsida; Fabales; Fabaceae. Gene Ontology annotation, molecular function: glycosyltransferase activity. The record is from RefSeq and is a predicted model, not a curated record.